AAUACUUAUUGGAAAAAGAAGAAUAUAAAGUAUAGGUUAUAAUUUUCUCAGGUUGGUAAAUUAAUAAUAUAAAUAAAUGUUUGAUAAUAGAAACGAAAUAUUAUAUAAAUUAUGAAUGGUAUGUUAUGACAAUUAGAAAAAUAAUAAAUUAAAUAAUGGUUACAAUUCACUGGACUUUUUCUCGAAUUCCUCAAUAUGCAUGUUUCAGUAUUAAAAAUUUCUUUCGCAAAUGUCACUUAGUUUGUCGAUCUCUUACUUAUAACCAUUUCUUGGACCAAAGUUAUAUAGCAGAUGUAUGUAUGGAACCAUUAUUUUGGUUUGUAGAUAAUUUUACUUAUACAAUCGGCCCGAUAUUUGUAGUUUCUGUGAUAGGAUUAACGGUAUCUGUAGUUAUAAUAGCUUAUUGGAUAGGAAUACCUUAUUGGUGGAACAGAAAUCCUAUUAUUUGCAUAUUAUUAUUGAUUGUUGGACAUUGGUUAUUAUUGAAUAUAUCAUUCCAUUAUUAUAUGGCUGUCAUAACUUCACCAGGAUAUCCACCACAGGGAGAAUUGAUACCAGAAGCAGUUAGUAUAUGUAAAAAGUGUAUUUCUCCUAAACCACCUAGGACUCAUCAUUGUUCUGCUUGUAAUCGAUGUAUUUUAAAAAUGGAUCAUCACUGUCCUUGGAUAAACAAUUGCGUCGGAUAUGGAAACCACAGAUAUUUUUUUCUAUACAUGGUAUAUAUGGUAUUGGGAGUAUUGUUUGUCAUUGUUUGUGGAUUUGAUUUAGCAUAUACAGAUAUAUGGUUAACACCUUCGGAUAUAGACGAUCCAGAAUUAGAGGGACAUUCUGUAAAGUUUAAUCAAACAGGAGCUCUUAUACCUGUGACAGAUGUACCACAUUUAGAUAGCUCUUUAUUGGAUGACGAACCCGCUUACAACUAUAUAAAUCCAUGGAGAAGAAGAGCACUUGUUUAUAUGGCGCUUAUAAAUUGUGGAGUAUUACUGGCAUUGGGUAUGCUCUCACUUUGGCAUAGUCAGCUAAUAAGUAAAGGCGAAACUUGUAUCGAAGCGAAUAUAAAUAAAGCUGAAACGGUUCGGUUAAAACAAUUAGGAAAAACAUAUUCGAAUCCUUACAAUUUUGGAAGAAAGAAAAAUUGGAAAAUAUUCCUAGGACUCGUUCAAGGAAGAUGCAUCUGGGGGGAGAUUUGUUGACAUUAAGAAACAUGGCGGUUGAAGUCAUCAACAGUCACUUCAGGGUAUGUUGAUGAAUGGGUAGACACAGGACAGAAAUAGCUAAUAAAGUAUUUAGAACGUGUGGUAGUGCUGAAAUAACAACGGAUCCACGACCAAGUACAUUAAAGUGAAUUUUGGUGCCAGGGAAAAAUAUAAUUUCAACACAAGAAAAUUCAACUGUUGUACUGAAUAGUUCAAGGAACGUGACAUUAUUAUGUAAUAAAAUAUUCUAAGAUUAAACAUCUACCUUUGGUCAUGUGUUUAUACAGUAUCCGAGAAAAAAAUAAUUUCAUAAAACGUGACAACUGAGACUAAAUGUCGGACUUUUUUCCAGUCUGUAAACUUCUUUCUUGGAUGGCAAGAAUAAAUUCGAAAAAAAAACUUUUUCAAAAUGAUCUUUAUUUUUAUUGUGUUUACAUCUGUCUGACCCAAGUCUCGAUCAGUGUUAACAACCUAACCCCUCAAAAUUUCCUUUCUAGAGCGCGAAAUUCGAAUUAAAAUAUAAAAAUGCUCACACAUAAAAGAAAAAUUUAUUUUCAUUUAUUAAACUGUCGACAUAUUAUUUCCAUUAUUUUAGACAUUACAUAGUACAACUUACAUAUAAUAAAUCAUGUACCAUGUAAUGUCUAAAAUAAUGGAAAUAAUAUGUCUCCCCCGCCUUAAAUUUAUUAUUUGUACACUCAGAAACAACCCCAAAUGCGUGAAAAAUUUUUUGGAACGAUUUUUGCCUGGAGCCCCAAUUCGAAAUAAUUACCCAAUAUAAAAAGUAAACUUACAUAACAUGUAUCUUUUCCGCCUUUAAGAUCUCCAGCGCAUACCAUCG
Diorhabda carinulata is the source of this 2037-nucleotide messenger RNA. RefSeq names its product palmitoyltransferase ZDHHC16B. The record is from RefSeq and is a predicted model, not a curated record. The transcript is spliced from 8 exons. Gene Ontology annotation, molecular function: palmitoyltransferase activity. Bases 156 to 1193 code for a protein of 345 amino acids. Gene Ontology annotation, biological process: protein palmitoylation. NCBI's taxonomy places the organism in Eukaryota, Metazoa, Arthropoda, Insecta, Coleoptera, Chrysomelidae. Gene Ontology annotation, cellular component: Golgi apparatus.